UGGAGCGCGCCGUGCUUCUGGACGCAUGCACAAGCACCGUCAUGUAUACGCCGUCUGCCAUGAGUGCACUGGACAGGACGAGCCAACGGCCGCUCGCUAACCUUGGUAGACUGACGACGAUGAGUUAAGUCACCGUGGGAGCUGGACACGAGAAAAGUGUCGACGACAAGGUUCCCUCUUCCGCGCACUUCCUACCCAACGACUACCAAUCUUAACGCCUCAAACCUUCGCAUUCUUCCGCUUCUCUGCUGCUCCCCCCCCUCAAUCUCCUCGUUGUCUUUCCCUUCCUCCUUUCGCUCUUGCUUCACCGUCGCUUGCUGGAAUUCCUAUUACAUUCCCGGUCUCCUCGCCUAACCCUAAUUCGCCUGCUCCGCUGCGCUGUCAGAGCCGCCACCAGCCGACAGUCUCUUUGUUGUCGACAAACUACGUAGCCGUUUAUGGUCUAAGCGAAGCCCUCUUCGCGUUUUCCCCCGUCACGACGAAUCGCUGUGCCAGCGAGCCUCAGCGUCGCCAUGGCUCGAAACCGGGGUAAGUGUACAUACAAUCUUCAUCCGGGUUACCGUUCCCUUGCUCCCACUUCGACCGCCAUCGCUCUACAUUCGCAGUCUGCACCGACGCGUCACAUGUGGUAUGCUCCUGAGUCAACCCGCUGUGCCAGGCCGUCUCUGCUGGAUGCACCAUCUGCGCUGUCUCUGUGUAGAACCGAGAGCCAUACUCCAACACCCUUCGCCCAGCACUCCAACACGCAGCUAGCCGCCCAGCAACACCCCGAGCCGGGCAGCAUCUGACUGACAAUUUCCUCCAUGUCCAACAGUAUCCAGUUUCUUUGAGAAGUGGUCGCACUACCCUCGCGAGUCCGGAUCUCCGCCUGCGGAGCACCGCUCGUCCUUCUCUCCAAAAUCAAGAGGAGUGCUGGUCAAGGAGAGCCGCUCGCCGCCUGGCGACUUGUCUGCGCCCCCGUCGACGACCACCACAGCCGACGCUGCUCCGGUAAACACCGAGUCACCCAAUCCUCCUGGAACACAAGCAAACACGUCCGGCAGCCGCAGCUCGUCGCGUCCCUCGUCCAUGGUGCACACCUAUCAGCCUCCGCUCAUGGAAGUCGCAAACGACACGCCGCCCGAGCUGCAGCCCAUCUUUACCUUCCUGAACAGUCAUUCCAAUAAGCUGUAUCAAGAGGGCUACUUUUUGAAACUGCAUGACCUGGACACCAAAGGCAGGCCAAGCAAGGACAGAAAGUGGCAGGAAUGCUUUGCGCAACUUGUCGGAACAGUUCUUUCCCUCUGGGACGCCGCUGAGCUAGACGCCGCAGGCGAAGACGGCGAGGUUGUUCCAACCUUCAUCAACCUGGCCGACGCGUCGAUUAAGAUGAUACACUCCUUGCCUAUGAACGAAGGCGACGGGUCACAACUUCAGAACGUGCUAAGCAUAUCGACCGCGGCCAGCAAUCGUUACUUGUUACACUUCAACUCGUACAACUCGCUGACCCAAUGGACUUCGGGAAUUCGCUUGGCCAUGUACGAAUACGCCACGCUGCAGGAAGCUUACACUGGCUCGCUUGUGGCGGGAAAGGGCAAGACGUUGAACAACAUUCGUCAAAUCCUGGAGCGUAAUCGCUUUAAAUACGAGGACUGGGCAAGAGUCAGGUUUGGGGCCGGAACACCUUGGAGGCGGUGUUGGUUCGUGAUCACCCCCCCCGACGAGAAGGAGUGGGAGAAGGCUCAAAAGAUGGCCAAGAAGAACAAGUAUGCGAAACCGCCUGUGCUAAAGGGCGACAUCAAGUUCUACGAGACAAGAAAGGUUACCAAGAGAACGCGGCCGAUCGCCACGAUCACAAAUGCGUACUCUGCCUACGCAAUUUAUCCGCAGUCAAAGCCACUGAUUGAUCAGUCGACGCUCGUCAAAAUCGAGGGUAAGAUUACGGUGCACUCGAUGCCUGAGUCUGUGACUGAAGGAUUUGUCUUCGUCAUGCCCGAGGUCCACCCAGCCAUCUCUGGCUUCGAGAUGAUGCUUCGUUUCUUGUUUCCCGUGUGGGACACCUUUGCGCUUUAUGGCCGGCCUCAUAGGCUGAUAGCGGACGUACUGGAUCAGCGAGGCCUCAUGUUCGCAAUGCCCAGAGAUCGGCGGUAUGGUUACCUGGACAUCCUUGAUGUGGCGGCACAGAUCAACACGGAGGGAAGCUCAACGUGGACUGAGCGGCAAUGGCGCCUUAAGCUUAAGGAGCUCACAUCAAAACGUAUGCUGGCCAUGGCAGAUGAACCGCGUCGCAAAGUGCAAAGCAGGACUAGCAUGCCUGGUGUUCGCAGCAACACUUUGCGCUUUGAGGAUUCGGGAAGAAACCCACCUGCUGGGCACAACCCACCUCGUCGCGCCGAGUCUGCGAUGGCAGGUACGAUCCAACGCGAGGACAGCGGUCACCGUAGGGCAGCAUCUGAAGCAAAUGGUCUUAACCCGUAUCAGCGAGACGGCUCUGUGCGACUCAAUCAAUCUACGUCAGCCAUUCAUGAGCAGGAUGACGAACCGCCUGCACCUCCACCACAUUCUACCUUUACGUCUUCGGAAAGUGUCGCACAGCUUGCCAAUGUCAGCAGUGGGACCCCAUCGCCUGACCAGGACAUUCCUGUAGAAGUCAAAGCAAUGGCUACGCGCUCUCCUCCUCCAGCACCAGUCGACCCGCCAAACUUUACUCACGCCCCGAGCGAGCGACCCCGAAAUCGUCCAAAUCAAGCCCCUGAGAUUCGCCGCGGAGUUUCCGAUCUUGAUGCAGAAACUCGAGCGCAGAUGGCCGAAGCGACGGGAAGCAAUGCGCAGGUGCCUCAAUCAGCUCCUCCUCCAUAUGAUCCAAACGGGGCCGCUUCUGUGCAUGGACAAGCGCCUUACAGCAUGCAGAGCAGCUCUAGAGGAACCAGUCCAGAUUCGAGAGGCGCAGCAAACUACAGGAGGAAUGGGCCCAAUGUCCCGCAACUUGCUACAAUUCCCGCAUCGCCGUAUGUUGAGCAGGAGUCCCCAAUUUUGGACCGCGCCGGUCAAGUUCUACCUCCCCCGACUGUGUCAGAACUUGCGCCGAGCGUAGUGAGUAACCUUUCUACUGCCACCACCACUACCACCACCACUACUACUACUAGUAGGGCAACUACCACGACUACGGCAAACAACAACUUGGCAGCAACUGCGGCCAUGGCAGCUCUCUCAGCAACACCCCCCUACACCAAAUCUCCGUCCCCUACACUUGCCAACAAUCCUGUUGAGCAAGCUUACAACUUGUACAAGACGAGUUCUAAUUCGAGCAAUUCAAGUCUCCAAAAGGUUGCAACCAGCGGAAGCACAAAAUCGGGCGCAGCUGUCCUCGAGCACAAAUUCAGUGUCCAACGCAAGCCGGUUGGCACUCGUGCAUCUGGACAAAAUCAAUUGGCCGCGGUAACCGGCGUCAAUCCCCUUGCCAACCCUCAGUGGAAUCCACAGCGAUAUUCGUAUCAGUCCCCUGAACCAGUUUACGGUCAGAUGAGCCCGUAUGGUCAACAAGAGGGAUAUGUACCGUCCGCUCCUACACAAGUACAUGGGCAGCUUCAGGCCACGGGCCCACCAAUGCAGUCUAAUGUCUAUCAUUUACCGUACAGUCAAUCUUCAUCAGAACAUAAUAGCAGCCCGCCGCAACAACCCCCUCCUCCCUCUUCGUACGGUCAAAUGGCCUAUCGUCCCACAGCUCAAACCAAUUCAACUUCGCAGCCGAAUGGAAGAAGUUGGACGUGAUCCUUGACAUAAUCUUCUUUCCUUCCACUUGAAUUUCCACUCGAAGCAUCUUUUACGUCUCCAAACAUGUUUGCAGGAACAGCAUCUUAUACGGCUUUCUUUGCGUCGACAGUUCGCAGUCACAUAUUUCUUCUGGCAAUGUAUGCGCUUUCUGCUCUGAGAAUGAUUUAAAAAAAUGAGGCUUUAUGAGAUUUUGCUGCAUGGCAUGGCGUGUUUUCUUUUUUUUUUUUUUUUCUUAGGUUCUUUGGACUUUAUAUUUUGGGCUCAGAAUAGAGCAGCGCGCAAUGCGUGGAUUUUGGUUACCCCCUUUUGCAUUCGCAUGAUAAGUUUUGCAUAUGUCACGAUUGGGAUUUGGGUCCUGAUACCGAAAAAUGAAACCUGAGUUCGAUGAAAUA
This is a messenger RNA of Verruconis gallopava, 4145 nucleotides long. RefSeq lists its product as hypothetical. The record is from RefSeq and is a predicted model, not a curated record. The transcript has 3 exons. Bases 1069 to 3750 code for a protein of 893 amino acids. Lineage: Eukaryota; Fungi; Ascomycota; Dothideomycetes; Venturiales; Sympoventuriaceae.